AUGGCUGACGGUGACGGUGACGAUGCAGGUACACCGCAACCGAAUGCACGACACAUCACACACACGGCACCCAACCACAUUGUUUCAUGUCGUUGUCCGUUUCAUUGUGUUUGCAGACGAUGUAGGCGAGGAGGGGCAUAGCGGCGGCGGACCAACAGAGGACGACAAUCGCAAUGGCAUUGACAGCGGUGAGUGACCAACCAAUCAUCUCACAUAGACCAGUCAACACACCAGCAGCACGGCAUACUGAUGUGUUCUCUGUCGGUGCGUCGCCUGUGUCUGUGGUCAGACGAGCAGCAGCAGCAGCAGGGCGGGAUGGCCGACGAGAUGGCCGAUGAGGAGGGAAGUGAUAGCGAAUCGGUAAGGCACUCAUUUAGUCAUUCACGAACACAACACGAGUCAAUGCGAUAUGAUGUCCGUCACGUUCUUCCUUGCCCCUUUGUGGUCUCGGGAUCCCAUGCAGGAGGAUGGCGAUAGCGAUGGUGCUGGCGACGACAUGAACGAAGACGACAAUGAGGAGCCAGACGAGUACAGUGACAUGUUCAGUGACUCGUCCGACGCCGGCUAUGAGGAGGCGGGUACGCCGGACGGACAGAUGUAACAAUGCUAUACACACACUCACUGUGUGUCUCCCUCGUGUGGCGGCUCCCGCAUUGUGCUGCAGGCCAUCCUGUGGUGGCGGCCACUAGCGUGACUGUCCCAGACGGUUGUGUGGGCGUCAAUGACAUCGAGGCUCGCUUCCCCAUCGGCACCAAUGAGGCCACCAAGCAGCUGGGGCUGGGCGUCAUCGGCCGCACCAUCACCGACCCACGCCAAGUGACCGACCUCAUCCAGCAGGAAGCAGCCGACCCCAACGUCAUCCCUCGGCUGCGGAAGAAGGCCAGCAUGCUUCCUGGCCGCGCCCACUCCCUGCUUUGUCUUGCCAUUGACAACCUGUCAGACAAUGCGAUACCGACCAUCCGUGCAGAAAUCGAUGAGGGUGCUGACCGCGUCGUCACCAUGCCGCAGUGGUCGUCAGAUGGGCUGCAGGGGGGCGUCACGACGGCACUCAUCGAAAGGGGCGCUGACAUCAAUGUGGGACGCACUGAUCACGACGAAGACCCCAGGCCCAUCUGUUUGGCCAUCGCAUCCGGCAACGAGACGACAUUCAGCAUCCUGGUGGAGCGGGACGACAUCGACCUGCGCGGAGCAACGGUGAUGAAGCUGCCGUGUCCGCUGCGUGACCCUCCCUCCGACUACCUGCAGCUGCUGUGGUCGAUGUUCCAGCGCCUUAUCGACCGCGACCCCACCCUCGCCGCCGAACAACGCUUCAACCACAACCUGGUGCAUUUGGCAGCCACUCGGGCGGGGAGUCACUACCCCAAGUCGUUCAUCUACGCCUACCUGGACCUCAUCACACAGCACGGGGCCGACAUGACGGCAGUCGAUGGCAUUGGAUGGACGCCACUGCACUACGCGGCAGAGUCUGGCUCCCCCUACGUGGCCGACUACCUCUGCCGUAAGCUGCCCGCUGACCAGAUCGACAGACAUGUCCUUAUCAGCAACCACACGCCCCUCGCCAUGGCUGCCAAACAGCUCGAUCUGCUCCUGCAGGUCCAGGAGGCAGAGAACUACGAGGGGGCCGAGAUCACUGAAGAGGAAUGUCGUGCCGAGAGUGACAAGGUCAAGGCGAUCAUCCAUUCGCUACUGCGAAUAGGCGCCGACAUCAACAGCCUCCCCACGGCCAGAGAGGAGCGCCGCCGUCGCCGCCAGCUGGUGCUGACUGAGUACACCACGGUGUUUAAGGAGGUGGGCCCUGCCUUCAUGUCGGCCGUCAACGCCGCCCUCGCCCCCCACCGCGGCCUCGCUGCCCUCCUGACCCCCCGGCUGGCCGUCGGCCCGCAGGAAGCCCCCAUCUUUGGCUGGCGCAUCGCGUCAUACCUCUUCGACAUGGAUGCCGCCCAGGAGGCCAUCGGUGAGGCCAUCGGUGUGCGGCACACCGACAUGGCCCGGCGUUUGUGUGCGGCAGCGGAGCACUUGGUGCGUUCGGCGGUGUACAGGGCCAGCAGCAACAGGGAGGUGGUGGGCGGGACGGCCGAUGUGGGCGGCCAGGUGGUGCGUGUGCCGCAGCUGCAGUGCUUUGUGGUGGGCGGUGUGGGUGGCCGCGAGAUGGAGUUGCGUGAGGUGGUGCAGCGGGCCAUCCUGGACGAGGCGGUCAAGUGGGGGCUGGCGGGGGAGAUCGACAACGGCUUCAACAAGGAUGUGGCUGCGGUGGUGUGGGGGGCACUGGGGUGUCUGGAGAAGGGGCGGGAUGGCAGGGUGAGCUUCAGGUCGCUGCAGCUCACGUGAGAGAGGCACACAGAUAGGUGACUGAGGGAAGGAGGCAGUGAGGGGGGUUUUAAUGUGUAGACGGAUGGUUGGUGGGGCGUGUUUUAUCUAUUCACUCGCGGCUCGACAGAUAGACAAGAUGGUGGGAUGGAAGGCAGGCACAUGCAGAGACGUCACUCGGAUGUGAUGUGUUCACCCAUCUAUGGCGAUAUCACGUGAAUGCAGUGGGUGAUGAAUGACUCACCUCCUGGCCGCCUUUUUGCAUGUGAAGAGAAACGGUUGCUGGGUGGAGUGCCUGGCUGGCGGACAGUCUUUUACCGGUGCUUUGUGGUGACUGC
Messenger RNA from Vitrella brassicaformis, 2645 nucleotides. The record is from the annotation of a GenBank genome assembly. NCBI's taxonomy places the organism in Eukaryota, Vitrellaceae.